AUGGGGACACGGGCCCCGCAGGGCCUCCUCCUCCUUCUAUUGCUCCGGCUGCUGCUGCCACGCGGGGCCUCAGCUGGGAGCCUGCAUAGCCCAGGCCUGUCCGAGUGCUUCCGGGUGAAUGGCGCAGACUACCGCGGCCACCAGAACCGCACGGGCCCGCGCGGGGCUGGCCGCCCGUGCCUCUACUGGGACCAGACGCAGCAGCACAGCUACAGCAGCGCCAGCGACCCCCACGGCCGCUGGGGGCUGGGCGCGCACAACUUCUGCCGUAACCCAGAUGGUGAUGUGCAGCCAUGGUGCUACGUGGCCGAGACGGAGGAGGGCAUCUACUGGCGCUACUGUGAUAUCCCCACGUGUCAUAUGCCUGGGUACCUGGGCUGCUUCGUGGACUCCGGGGCACCCCCGGCCCUCAGCGGCCCCAGUGGCACCUCAACAAAGCUCACGGUCCAGGUGUGCCUUCGCUUCUGCCGCAUGAAGGGCUACCAGUUGGCGGGCGUGGAGGCUGGCUACGCCUGUUUCUGUGGCUCUGAAAGCGACCUGGCCCGGGGACGCCCGGCUCCGGCCACCGACUGUGACCAGAUCUGCUUUGGCCACCCGGGCCAGCUGUGCGGCGGCGAUGGGCGCCUGGGCAUCUACGAAGUGUCCGUGGGCUCCUGCCAGGGGAACUGGACCGCACCUCAAGGUGUCAUCUACUCCCCGGACUUCCCGGACGAGUACGGGCCGGACCGGAACUGUAGCUGGGCGCUGGGCCCUCCGGGCGCCGCGCUGGAGCUCACCUUCCGCCUCUUCGAGCUGGCGGACCCGCGCGACCAGCUGGAGCUGCGCGACGCCGCCUCGGGCAGCCUGCUCCGCGCCUUCGACGGCGCCCGCCCGCCGCCGCCGGGGCCGUUGCGCCUGCGCUCCGCCGCACUGCUGCUCACCUUCCGCAGCGACGCUCGCGGCCAUGCGCAGGGCUUCGCGCUCACCUACCGCGGGCUGCAGGACGCCGACGACCCUGCGCCCUCCAAGGGCUCGGCCCAGACCCCUGCAGGGCCCCCAGACGGGGCCAACGUGAGCUGCAGCCCCCGGCCUGGGGCUCCAGAGGCCGCGAUUGGGGCCCAGGUCUUCUUGACAGUGACGGCCGCCUCAGUGCUGCUGCUGCUGCUGCUGCUGCUGUCGCUGCUGCGCCUGCUGCGCGGACGGAGCUGCCUGCUGGCUCCGGGUAAAGGGCCCCCAGCGUUGGGGCCUUCCCGGGACCCCGCAAGAAGCUGGGCCGUUUGGUACCGCCGGCCUCGAGGGGUCGCCCUGCCCUGUCCUCCCGGGGACCCCCAGGUUGAGAGUCUAACCGCGAGUUACCGGCCAUUGAGCGCCUCCAGCCAGAGUUCCCUGCGCUCACUCAUCUCUGCUCUCUGACUCGGGACCCCCAGGGUCCACUGGACCCUCCUGCAGCGGGAUAGACUCCUGAGACCCUUUGCCACACACUGUCUACCUUGGCCUUCUGCCCCUUUGAAGUCUGGCAGCUCGGCCUCUAGUCAUCUCAAGGAGGCCAGACGUCGGACAGGAAGCAUCUGGUGCUACUAUUGGGAACUUCACCUGACCCUCGGGGUCCAGAUGGUCAAGGCCAAAGGGCAAGAGGAAUUCGACUUCCCUCAUAGACCUCGAUACCUGGGUCUUUGAGCCCCUCCUGGGGUGGUUCUGGACUGCUGCCCAAAGUGAAAUGUGAGAGGUCAACAAAAGUGGUCAAAAGACCAUAGACU
Molecule: messenger RNA, 1736 nt
Organism: Physeter macrocephalus (sperm whale)
Lineage: Eukaryota; Metazoa; Chordata; Mammalia; Artiodactyla; Physeteridae
Gene: KREMEN2
Product: kringle containing transmembrane protein 2
Exons: 9
Coding region: 1-1392 (463 amino acids)
Biological process (GO): Wnt signaling pathway; multicellular organism development
Cellular component (GO): plasma membrane
Source: RefSeq, a predicted model, not a curated record